Molecule: messenger RNA, 2653 nt
Organism: Topomyia yanbarensis
Lineage: Eukaryota; Metazoa; Arthropoda; Insecta; Diptera; Culicidae
Exons: 5
Coding region: 827-1708 (293 amino acids)
Source: RefSeq, a predicted model, not a curated record
GGUACGGGGAAAAGCUCACUUACGACGUCGUUUUGAAUUCCUUCACUUUCAGUCGGUCUUCUUUGCACAAUCCCAACUAGCUAUAGUUUAGUUUCGCCACCAGCCCAAGCUGCCAGUUCUAUUUGCUCCAGGUAUAUCGUCGUCAUGUGAUUACGCGAGUUGCAGUUUACUGUGAAAUUUGAAUUAUCGAAAAUGGCGAAGUGGUAUCUCAGGCAACAUCACUAUCAUCAUCAUCAUCAUUGUCAGUGUUGCUUGUAGACGACGCGAACGAGAGAUACCUGGCUAGUUGGGUGGACGGGACAGCCCAACCUGUGAUCGAGCGAGGGUGUUUUGGUGGUAGUGUUGGGGUGUGGUGGACGUGGAUCAGUUCAGUGUUGCUCAAUCCAGUAUUCAAACCGUGGGUAGUGAUCGAGAGGGGAACGUUGCGAAGAAGUGUUGUGAAGUGCCUUGUGGGGAGUAGAUUUUAGCCAAAAAAAGUGAAGAGGAGAAAGAAAAACAAGCCUCAUCCACAUACCUACCAUCACCAGGAGAACCGAAAAACCAACAACGGCAAAAUACAUCGAGAGGACGGUACGGUGAGAGCUGUGUGGUUGAACCGGCCGAAAGCAGAAAAAGUUAUUGCCAGGCAAAACUCGUCUUAUAGCUCAAGAAUCGAUGACCACUCGAUCAUUGUUAGUUUAAACGAACGACGAGCAGCUGCGCACGUUUGAUUUUCGGUUUCCACACACCUGUGCGUUAAAAAUUUAGGCCAGCGGAAGAAAACAACAAUCGGAAGUGUACACCCACGAAACCCAUCCAGCUAUAACUUUAAAGCAAUGCAGCGACGAUGGCCGGACUCAAACCGAACAUCUACGCAGUGCUUGUAACUUGUCUGGGAUUCCUGUGCUUAAUUAUCAGUGCUACCGCUGUCGGAUUACCAAUAUGGGCCUACUACGAGAGUCGAGGAGGAGAGGAUCGAGGAUACUUUGGCCCAUGGCAAAAAUGUCAAGUGCUCAGCUACAGAGAACGAUGUGGCGAUGUCGGUAGAUUUCAACCAUCUGGUGUUGUCUUCACCAGCGGUUUAAUGGCCGUGGCAGCGUGUGGCUUGUUCGGCAUUUACUGCGUACUGAGUAUCCUACAGAUGGCAAUGAUUUCAUCACGUGACCAAAUCUGCAUGAAGUACACCGGUCUCAUCACGCUCAAACUGAUACUGGUGGUACUGGGAACGUUUCUGUCACUGGCGGCAGCUGGUCUGUUUGCCCUACAGACCGACGACGACCGGUCCGGUUACCACAUCACCCGGGGGAUUUCAUUCUACCUGCAGAUCGUGACGGUGGCCCUGUCAUUGGCGCUGCUCGUACUUUCGCUGUACGAUAAGAUCCUGACAAAUAAACCCGACGGGGACCCAACGAUGAUGACCACCACGAAUGGGUCAACGACGUACAAUAAUCCCGGAUUUCGGGACACGAAUGGCAUCGCCGUAACCGACUUGAGCGGUCGACCAUACUCCAGCAUCAACGGCAGCGUUCAGUCGAUGAACACGACCAUGACGACCAUGUCCAAUGGGUCCACAAUUGGUUCAGUAUCGGUUACCAGGACACCACUACGGUCCAGUCUGAAGAAACCACGGCCACAAAAUGCGGAAGCGCUAGGCAUCCGCAACCCGGGCUAUUCCGAGAACGGUACCGUCAAAAAGGUUCGCAUUCAAACGCACAGUACAGAGGUUUGAAAACGCAAGCGAGAAAAAGGAGACCAAGUGCAUUAUUAUACCUUUUCGUAUUGAAUGAUCGUAAUGUCCGUCCAUAUUGUAUGAAGCGUAAUUCUUAAUUUUAAUGCAAGGUUUAUUUUGUUUUUUAUACCAACAAUAUUUUAUUUUUUUAAUUUGUAAGAAAUAAUUGUGAAAAUCUCGUAACUGAUCUUACUUAAACUGAAAGUGAAAAUCAUUAGAUCUGAUUUAAGUGUUAUUUAGUCGUAGUCAGUUGAAAACUCUUCUAUUAGGAUCGUCACUUAAAAAGUACUGAUUGUAAAUAGCAACCGGAUUCGGAAGAAAUUUUAAAAGACACGUUACUAAAAGAAUGAGGACAGCAAACGAGUACUAUGAACAAGACAUUCGUUGUAGAAUAAUUAGCAAGAUUUGCCAAUAUAUUUAUAGAUGAACGACGUUGGAAUGUGGAAAACAAAGUGCACUUCAAAGUUGCCUUAGCGCGCACAUCGCAGUGGAAUGAAUCAAUUGUAUAAAAUAUGUCAUAUACAAUUCAAAAAGGGUAGAAACAGAUAGGCAACGCAAUCAAGUGUUGAUGAUAUUGGACCUAAGCGUUAGAUGGAUUCAAAAUACCUGCAAACCAAUUGCAGAAAUUGUUUUUCGAUUAUUAAGGAUUGUAUAGAUAUUAUAGUUUUGUAUUCAUUGCAUUCAUCGUUUUCGGUUUAGUCGAAGUCUUCCUUAAAUCUUAGAUUUUUUGUUUGAUCAAAAACAGUAAUUCAUUCGAUUGGAUAAUUUUUUAUCACUGUUGAAGGCUUUUAGUCUUAACUCAACCGUCCUGAAACAAUACGAACCAUGUGUUGUCUUCUUAUGUAAUUUUGAGUAAAAUAUUCUGUGAUUCAUUUAAAAUGAAUUAUUUUUUUAUGCAUACAGUAAGAGACAGGAACAAUAAAGUAUCAUCACUAACAAAUAAAA